This is a messenger RNA of Plectropomus leopardus (leopard coralgrouper), 1677 nucleotides long. Its product is annotated as peroxisome proliferator-activated receptor alpha-like. Gene Ontology annotation, cellular component: nucleus. Gene Ontology annotation, biological process: negative regulation of cholesterol storage; cell differentiation; negative regulation of inflammatory response. Gene Ontology annotation, molecular function: RNA polymerase II cis-regulatory region sequence-specific DNA binding; nuclear receptor activity; DNA-binding transcription repressor activity, RNA polymerase II-specific. Lineage: Eukaryota; Metazoa; Chordata; Actinopteri; Perciformes; Serranidae. The record is from RefSeq and is a predicted model, not a curated record.
UUUGACAGCACGCACGGAGCCGACCGCGAGCUGAGCGUCGGAGCGUCCCGGGACCGAGGCGUCCAUCCUGGAUACAGCAUCUGGAAAUGCUCCGGAGAGCAGCCUCGGAGUCUGGUGAGUGAGGGGUUGUUCCUGCCGGGUGCGCCUUGAUCUCCACCAUGGCAGGGGAUCUCUUCAGCCCCCCGUCCCCAUUUGGGGAUUCCCUGCUGGACAGUCCGCUGUGUGGAGACCUGAUGGAGGAUCUUCAUGACAUCUCGCAGUCUAUAGGAGAUGAUGGGCUGGGAUUUGAUUUCCCAGUGUACCAGAGCACUGGCUCGGGGUCGGAGAGCUCCAUCGGAUUGGACACCUUGACCCCGGCCUCUAGUCCGUCAUCAUGGGUGUGUGUAGCAGCGCCAGGCUCAGAAGAGAGCUUCAGCCCCCUCAACCUGGAGUGCCGGGUGUGCUCAGACAAGGCCUCAGGCUUCCACUACGGGGUGCACGCCUGCGAGGGCUGCAAGGGUUUCUUCAGGAGGACCAUCAGGCUGAAACUGGAGUAUGACAAGUGUGAACGCAACUGUAAAAUCCAAAAGAAGAACCGCAACAAGUGCCAGUACUGCCGAUUCCACAAGUGCCUCUCUGUGGGCAUGUCCCACAACGCCAUCCGGUUUGGUCGGAUGCCUCAGGCGGAGAAGCUAAAGCUAAAAGCAGAAAGCAAGAUGGUGGAGAAAGAGGUGGCAAGCCCCAUGCAGGCCGACCACAAGAUUCUUGUCGGGCAGAUCCACGAAGCCUACAUGAAGAACUUCAACAUGAACAAGGCGAAAGCUCGGCUCAUACUCACUGGAAAAACCAGCAAGCCGCCUUUCAUCAUCCAUGACAUGGAGACGUUCCAGCUGGCAGAGAGGACGUUAGCGGCCCAUAUGGUGAACGGUGACAGUCCGGAGCCCGAGAGCCGCCUUCAAGCUGGGGAGCUGGUUCCGGUGGCAGGGUGCAGGGAGCUCCAGCAGAGGGAAGCUGAAGCCAGGCUCUUCCACUGCUGCCAGAGCACCUCGGUGGAGACGGUCACGGAGCUGACGGAGUUCGCCAAGGCUGUGCCAGGUUUCCAGAGUCUGGAUCUUAAUGAUCAGGUGACUCUCUUGAAGUACGGCGUUUAUGAAGCCCUCUUCACCCUCCUGGCCUCCUGCAUGAACAAAGACGGCCUCCUGGUGGCUCGCGGUGGAGGCUUUAUCACACGCGAGUUCCUCAAGAGCCUCCGGCGGCCUUUCAGCGAAAUGAUGGAGCCCAAAUUCCAGUUUGCCACACGCUUCAACUCCCUAGAGCUGGAUGACAGCGACCUGGCCCUUUUUGUUGCAGCCAUUAUCUGCUGCGGAGAUCGCCCAGGCCUGGUGGAUGUGCCUCUAGUUGAACGGCUGCAGGAAAGCAUCGUUCAGGCGCUACGGCUCCACCUGCUGGCUAACCACCCGGACGACAACUUCCUCUUCCCCAGACUGCUGCAGAAACUGGCCGACCUUCGGGAGCUGGUCACCGAGCAUGCUCAGUUGGUGCAGGAAAUCAAGACGACAGAGGACGCAUCCUUGCACCCGCUCCUGCAAGAGAUAUACAGGGACAUGUACUGAAAAAAGAGCACAUGGUCAUAAACAGGGACAUUUAUUCAAAUAUUUACGUAUGUCACUCAGAAGUGGGUGUGCGUAAAUAUUAACU